Larimichthys crocea (large yellow croaker) is the source of this 2092-nucleotide messenger RNA. Its product is annotated as interferon regulatory factor 1. The record is from RefSeq and is a predicted model, not a curated record. Bases 762 to 1556 code for a protein of 264 amino acids. Lineage: Eukaryota; Metazoa; Chordata; Actinopteri; Sciaenidae. The transcript is spliced from 7 exons. Gene Ontology annotation, biological process: immune system process; regulation of transcription by RNA polymerase II. Gene Ontology annotation, cellular component: nucleus. Gene Ontology annotation, molecular function: RNA polymerase II cis-regulatory region sequence-specific DNA binding; DNA-binding transcription factor activity, RNA polymerase II-specific.
CUUUUCCUAUUUUUUCUCACUAUACGAAUCUAAUUAAAUGUAAUGAAUUCUACAUUUAUAUGUAACAUUAGAACAAUGCUCAACUGUAUAAUAAUAUUGCACAGUUUAUUGAUUUUAUAUUCAUAUAAAUUGUAAGAAAUUAGUGAUUUUCAUCAUAGAUUCUCUUGCAGUGAACACUUUAGUGACACUAAAGACAGUAUUUUACAACAGCUGUAGUUGACUGUAGUUAGUCUUACAGUGUAUAGUGAUACAUAUACAAAAGACAUAACAAUAACUCACCCAAUACAUAAUAUCUAAAAAUCUAAUAAAGUAAAUGUGUGCUAUAUGAUAUUGUAUAAAACUGCCUGUUCUGGAUGUUCCAAAAUGUGGCUGUGAACUAACAGGAGGCACAAAAAAGUGUUCUUGCUAAAUAUAAUAUAUAAUAAUAAUAACUAUUAUUUUAUAUAAUCUUAAGUGGAAGAAACUUGCUAAUUUAGUUAAUAGUGAUGAACCCAGAAUUCCAUACGCAGCAUGUAGACUUGCAGGAAAAGAGUUAAAAAUACAGUGCUUCCUGUAAUUGGAGGAGCUGUUCCAGCAGGUUGGAGGUGGGGAAGGAUUGUCAUGACAGUUAAGGUAUUUGAUUGGAAGAAUGCAAUAGAGGAGGAAGGUGUUCCUGUGAUUUAAUCUGAGCUCCAGAGAAUUUUCAGUUAUUGUUGAGCUUCCUGUGUAGCCAGAGACACAUACCGAACACCUUUGUGCUCACCUGAAGCUUGGACUGCAGCAUGCAUCAACCUGGCCGGCUGAGGCUAAGGCCAUGGCUGGAGGAGCAGAUUCAGUCUGGGAGGUAUCCAGGAGUCAGCUGGCUGGACCAGUCGGCACGAAUCUUCCAAAUCCCCUGGAAACAUGCUGCUCGUCAUGGCUGGAGUAUUGACCGAGAUGCUACACUCUUCAGGAGUUGGGCCAUGCACACAGGACGGUACCGUCCGGGCAAAGACAAGCCAGACCCCAAGACAUGGAAAGCGAAUUUCCGCUGUGCCUUGAACUCUUUACCUGACAUCUGUGAGCUGCAGGAGCACAGCAGGAAGAGAGGCAGCAAUGCCUUCAGAGUGUACAGGAUCAUGCCCAGCACGCAAACACACAGACGGAGGAGAGGGCUGCGGUUGUUCAGCAGGCCUCGAGAAAGACAGGCGAGUUUAGGUGAUAAUGCAUAUUCUACAGACAUUUGGCAACCCACAACAACAAGACCAAUUUCAGACACACCACAGAAGUUGGAGACUCUUGCAGAAGACACAUUUGGCAACACUCAAACACACGGGAUGUGGGAGGCCAAACCAGAGGAGCAGGAGCAGAAUGAGGCUGUGUUUAAGCUGAUGGACCACUUAAGCAAUGCAGACCUCUGGAACCAGACCGGGGAGCAGAGAGGAUGGAGAACACACACACUGUGGGACCACUGGCACUGUGCUGGUGAUGAUAAUCUGUACUCUCUGCACACAGACAACUACAAUGAUCUGUUUGGUCCAAACUACGUCAAGGAACUCUCUGACUGGUCUGCACAUCAACAAACACUGAUGCCAUAGCCGUGCACCAACUGCUCAUCCUCCUGCUCGUGUGUGUGCCUUAUAUUUAAUUAAAAGUGUAUUUUUUUUCUUUCAACGUUCUUGCUAUCCUUAAACUGUUGUCUUCCCUGCUAUCUAUCUGCUGAGCUGACCCCUUGAAAAAGAGAAACAAGAGAGGGGGGAACGGUUAGGGGAAUAUUCCUCCGUCAGUCAGCUGAGGCAAUUGUCCUCUUUGCUGAGAAUGCUGAGAUGAAGAUCUUGUUCCAAGCCAAGCUUUUACCUCUGUCAUCAUCACUUGGGUUAACUAUGGUUCAGUUCCUCAAACUCACUAAAAUGACACCAAGCUCACACUACAGCUUACAGAGUAAACAGAUCUCAUUUCGCUUCAGUGCAGCGUCAGUUAUUGUGAGAUUUCUUUGUUUUACUGGAUAUUUAGGCAACAUACAGUAAAUUAAGUGCAGGAUAUGAGGCUUUACCGGUGUGUAGGUUUAUGUUUAUGAUUUUUACUCAUCAUCAUACCUAGUGAGCUGAAUUAAGCUGCAAUAUAUAUACACUAC